GUUCUGUCUCCUGUCUGCUGCAGCAGGUUCAGCUGGUGUUCAUUGUAGAUGAUACACUGAGCUUCAUCAGGACAUGAGUCACUAUAUAGCUGGCAUAGGUGACGAGUGGCUUGCAAUUGGCCUUAACAAGGAAAUAAUAAUAGGUCAAGAUCGUGUGUGUAUAAAGCAGAGGGGGAAACCAGGGAUGGCAUCGAAAAGGUCAAAGAACAGCAAGGAACCAUCUCCUGAAGCUAAAGCACCACUUCGUCGCUGGGAAGAGGAACAAGAUGAUGAUUACUGUAACCCUGACAAACUGCUUCUGUGCCCUUAUGACGCUAAUCAUAAAAUCCGGGCAUGUCGCUUUCCCUACCACCUCAUCAAGUGCAAGAAGAACAAUCCUCAGCUGGCCAGUCAGCUGUGGACAUGCCCAUUCAACGCUCGUCACCUUAUGCCCAAACACGAGAUGUCCGAUCACAUGUCCACCUGUGUGGAUCGGUGCCCUGUAAAUACUGAUUAUGCAAUAACUGAUGACACCCAGCGCAAAUUCCAGGUUCCUGUCAGCACCUGGACUAUUCCUGUGUGUGAUGAAGACUGGGAUGAAGAGGAGGAGAAGUCUGGAACACCAGCAACACCUUUUGUCUGGGGACUUGCAAACUCACUACUCAACCAAGACCGGGCUGAGCCAACUGUGACACAAAGUUUGAUCCACAGGAUCAGAGCCCCACGAGUUCUUCCCUGGAAAAUGGAUGUGUAAAGACAAAGUGCAAAGUUCUCUCUUGCAAUGUGCUACUCUGAUUUGCAGUUCUGAACUAAUGCUUCUUUUAUUAUUAUUAUUGGUUUCAUAUUGGAUUUAUACAUUGCAUUAAGUUGAAGGCUUGUGGAAUGAGUAGCUGUUAAUAAAGUUAAUGUUAAUUGAAUCGGUUAAUGCCACUCUAUAAGAAUCCAAGUUUGAAUUAGAAAAUACUUUCAGAAUGUUUAUAAUUACCAUCAUAAUGUGGCAGUGUGCAGAACGUAAGAAAAGUUGACUGUGAUAUAUAGGGUACUUCUCUGGUCCUUUUUUUGUAUUUGCAUGUUCCAUUAUAAUUUAAUACGCAUAUGGUUUCAAAUAAAAAUCAUUUAAGAUAAA
This is a messenger RNA of Silurus meridionalis, 1105 nucleotides long. Its product is annotated as gametocyte-specific factor 1. The transcript has 7 exons. Bases 74 to 733 code for a protein of 219 amino acids. The record is from RefSeq and is a predicted model, not a curated record. NCBI's taxonomy places the organism in Eukaryota, Metazoa, Chordata, Actinopteri, Siluriformes, Siluridae.